Molecule: messenger RNA, 246 nt
Organism: Lactuca virosa
Lineage: Eukaryota; Viridiplantae; Streptophyta; Magnoliopsida; Asterales; Asteraceae
Source: the annotation of a GenBank genome assembly
AUGGCUUCCAGUUCUUCCUCUAGUAUUAUGGCUUCUCCGGAUCAGAACGUGAACCUUUGGAAGGAAGCUCUGACGGAGGUUGCUGGUUUGGCCGGCGAGGUUCUGUCCAGUUUCACUCCUGAAGCAGAGUGCCAGAAGAAAAUUAUUGAAACCGUUUAUGAGAAACUGGAUUGUAAAAAAUAUUUCAUCUUCCAAACAAUCUACCAGGGAUGGCCUCUCGAUACAAGGAUAUCAGUUCCAUUAUAA